AUGGAACACAUGGCGUGGAGACAAAUGCUCAGUGGAUCGUCGCCAGUAUGGUGGCACCGUAAAUCGUGCACUUUUUACACCACCCUGUUGUUCAUUAUCCUCAAUCAUUUAUCAUCACAAAUAGUGCAAGCGUCGGAAAAUAACAGCAGCAACAGCAGCAGCAGCGGUCAAUCACCCAAUAUAAUUUUUAUUUUGGCCGACGAUAUGGGCUGGAACGAUGUCGGAUUUCAUGGAUCGUCGCAGAUUCCCACGCCCAACCUGGACGCACUGGCGUACGCGGGCAUUAUUCUCAACGGGUACUACGUCAAUCCUAUCUGUACGCCCUCGCGUUCGGCACUGAUGACUGGGAAGUAUCCGAUUCAUACCGGUAUGCAACAUACCGUACUGUACGCGAUGGAACCGAGAGGAUUGCCCCUGUCGGAGACACUGCUUCCCGAGUACCUGAAAAAUCUGGGGUAUACUAAUCACAUCGUCGGCAAAUGGCACCUCGGGCAUUAUCAGCUUCGGUAUACGCCUCUGCAGCGCGGGUUCGAUAGCCACACGGGAUUCUGGACCGGGCAUCAUCAUAUGAACGACCACACGGCCGUGGAGCAUGGGCACUGGGGACUCGACAUGCGCCGGGGCUAUGACGUGGCGUACGAUUUGCAUGGACAGUACACCACGCACGUGAUAAGCUCCGAGUCCGUGCGGAUAGUGGAGAACCACAACACCAGUGAACCGUUGUUCCUUUACGUCUCGCAUGCGGCCGUACAUUCGGCGAACCCGUACGAUUUCCUUCCGGCACCGGACAGCACCGUCAUGGAGCUGGGGAAAAUCGAAAACUAUGCCCGGCGCAAGUACGCCGCCAUGAUGGUCGAGUUGGAUCGGACGGUGGGUAGUUUGGUCGAGGCACUGAAAUCCCGCGACAUGCUGGAGAACUCGAUCAUCGUGUUCAGCACCGAUAAUGGAGGGCCCGCGGACGGAUUCAACAGUAAUGCCGCAUCCAACUGGCCCCUGAGGGGCGUCAAGAAUACACUCUGGGAGGGUGGUGUGCGUGGAGCCGGCUUUAUCUGGAGUCCCUUGCUGAGCAACGUGAGCCGCGUGUCACAUCAAACGAUGCAGGUGGUCGAUUGGCUUCCAACGUUGUACGAAGCCGCUGGGGGCAAUGUUAGUGAGCUGCCGGACGAGCUCGACGGUAUCAGUGUAUGGAACGAGCUGAGCAGUGGUGAGCCGACAGGGCGUAUCGAAAUACUGCACAACAUAGACGACAUCUGGGGCAGUGCGGCCCUAAGGAUUGGCAAAUGGAAGCUCCUGAAGGGUUCGCACUACAACGGCAGCUGGGACGGAUGGUACGGACCGUCAGGUACUCGGGAGGAAUCUGCCUACCAGAUCGACGCCGUACUGAACAGUCCCGUGGGCCGUAUAUUGACAGCGUACGAUGGUAUGCCGUCGAAGAAAAAAAUUAUCCAUCUACGGCGUGCCGCAACCGUCGCGUGUGGCUAUGGGGCCAACAUGGAAAACGAGUGUAAGCCUAUGGAGGGUGUAUGCUUGUUCGAUCUGGAAAGCGAUCCGUGCGAGUACAACAAUCUCGCUGACGAACAUCCAGACAUCGUUCAGAGCCUAUUGGCACGGUUGCUGGCGUACAAUAGCACCGCGGUUCCACCGGCAAAUCUCGAGGAUGAUCCACGCGGCGAGCCACAGCACUGGAACUAUACGUGGCACAACUUUGGUGACGAAUUAGAACCGGAAGUUAUGCUUAAAAAUAAUAAAGAAGUCAGGGAAACGAUUUCCUUGCUGCAACACUAAACAAAAAUAUGCAAAAGAAAAUGAAUACAUUCCCCCGCACACUCCGAUGUUGUUGCCAUCAGUUGUAGUAAGCAAACGAUAUUUGAACCUUCCUUAUAGUCAGUGUGUACCUGCUCGUGUUGAUGAUUGGCCCUUGAAGCAGGAAGGGGAAAUAUAGAUCAUUUUUCUCGUCGCGUUUGCGUGACGGGAGAGAAGAGUGGUCAAUCGUUCAACGUUUUUGUUUUCAAGCAUUCAUUCUCUAAUCGUAGUUUUCCAUUCGUUCCCGUUGCUGCGAUUUUUCUUUGUUUUACAACCAAUUGACACCGUUUGCAUUAUGAUCAAACUAUGCUUUGGUGUCAGCGCAUGGCGUAGUGGCAUUCAUUUGUGACGAAUAUUACUCUAGUCAGGUCGAACUGGGACUAGUAAUAGAAAAAGCACCAUGGGCAGCAUUAACGUGAUAUUCUACUUUGGCUCUCUGGAUCCUUCAGGCCCGCUAAAGUGAAAGUAAAGUAUUACUAAACAACAUUUGGUUUUCAGCCAAAGAUGCAUUACAAAGUAUCUCUUGUCUGGAAUGCACGGAAAAUGGUGGUGAUGUCGCAAGUGAAAUGAUGCAAAGAAACAAAAGGGACAAAUUAUUUAUGAAACCUGCAAAGGUUAUUAGAAAGGAGAAGGUGACAACACGGGGCAACAUUACCACCAAUAAGUAAGAAAUGCCUUCUGUAAACUGUGAUCGAAUCUCGCGUUCCUUAGAACAAAGCUCUCCUAGAAAAGAAACCCCAUGUAGGAGAAAGGUAAUGCUUUUUAUGAGGUACGUUUUUCCUGGCCAAACACGACAAAUAACAUGAGUGCAAUGAGUUUGUCGCUAUUGCUUUCAGGCCGGCCUCUGCCGUACAUGAUUUGUAUUACGCCUUUAAGUUUAUCCUUCGAAUGCAAAUUAGGCACAAAACAUACAUAGUUUUUAGUUAGUUAUUUUCAGUUUGAGUAAACUUGCCUUUUAAUGCACAUCCCAUCCCGCCAUUUAUUUUCGGCAUCGGAGAAUUCUUUUGUGUCCAACUGACAAUUUCUCACAGACUGAUUGCUUAGGAGAGAAAUUCACGACUAAAGCACGAAACAAUCCCACCAAAGUGUAACGCGUAGGUAAAGAACAAAACGAAGGGGAGGCGCACGCGAGCUUACAUCGCACCAGCCGCGGGACAUGUAUGGAAGAACCAUACAUAAUGGUGACAAAAUUCGCCAACGUCAGUUCUUACAUCGGCCGAGUUCUUUUGUCGGAUGUGAUGCUAGAGUCUGCCACGAAAUCAAGGAUAACGACCUUUUUUAUCCUUAUGUUUAUUCCACUAAUAAAGUUACGUUUCGCUCAAUACAUAUUUUUCUCUCCCUUGCAUAGAAACAUUUAGUUUUAUGUUUAGUUUCAUCGUUUUAAUAAUUAUUGCGAUCGGAAAAAAUCAAAUUCACUGUAAUAAAACUACCGAAAGUCGUGAGCUCACUACUUGCAGGAAUCGUAGAUUCAUUACGAAUAUUAAUACAGGGCAUAUUCAGCAAUUAUUUGGGGUAGAAUAAUCAACGCAAACUCACUUAGAAGCGAACGCAGGUGGACAAAGCGUAAUGCUCACCUUUGUUUCACACACUGAAAAUGCAGAAGUAAAAUAGGAAAAUGGAAUGAAUACAUUUUUGCAUUGGUGAGUUUGUCUUAUAACCAGAAUGAAACAUUGCAUGGUCGAAACGUAAAAGAACUCAUGGGUUUCUCCAUCAUGCAAAACCGAAACAAUAAGAAAGAUGCAAAAAUCUGACAACGUUCAGAGUACGGCAGUCUCGAUCGUUUAUGAGAAGAACUGGUAGUAGGAUAACAAUCUCACUUAUAUCAUACGUGGGGUAAUAGCAUCAAAACCAUGGAAUGUUAAAAUGUCUCCUCCCCACUGAGACAGAUGCAUACGGCGUAGUGCUAAGUGAUAACCAGUAUUUUCAUAUGUUUAAACAGAGUAAACAUUACCUGCAGUCGCCACCGUUUCCUAUAUUCCGUUACUUAGUCUGCUGAAACACACUGUUUAAGCCACGGAACGAUGUUAAGAUAGCUACAAAAUGCUUAUUUUAUCCCGAAAACAUGAAGCUUUUUAUCGCGUGAGUUAAAAAGUCCUAGUUCAAAACGCAAAACCACUGAAAAUGAUAACGAGAGAGUUAUAGGGAACAGGGAAGUGGGAAGCAACAAACAAAACCAUACCCAAGUGUAAUAGUAUUAUCGCUUCGAAGGUAUCUUGUUACACAUGUGCAAAGCAUGACAAAAACAAAACAGGAGCUAAACAAAAACAAAAAACCAUUUGAAGAAAUUUUAAAGCAAAAUAAAACACGUGUUGGCGAGAAACAAAACAUGUGUGAACCAGAAAAAUGGAGCAAAACAACAGAGAAUCGAAGAAAGUAGAAUGAAAUUGUCGUAUGAUAAAUUUGUUACUUUUCUUAUUUCAUCAAUUUUUAUCUACCUAUACUAACUACUAAGCAUAAGUGUGUUUGUGUGCGCUAUGAAGAAACAAUGUUAUAUUAAGCAUAAAGUUCACGAUAAAAUAGAUAAGUCGAUGUAACCUUUUUCCACCACAUAAAAAUGGGAAUAGAAGGCAAAGCAACUAAUUGUCUAUCUUUGUAUUUGCGCUCGAAGCAAGAUCAUCUCGUUCAUGAAUAAACCUGCAACGUGUAGAUUAGGGUAUGGUCCAUGGUUCAGUUUCCAAAACAAAAAUGUCAGGCCGUAUUGGAAAAAUGUUCACGAAUCACACAAGAGGUUUUGAACGUACAAUUUCUUAAAUUUGUUCCUUCCAUUCCAAUCCCAUAAUAUACAACCGAGUGCGUACAGGAUAUGUAAAAUCUGGUCGACUCGUUUGCUUCGAGCUUCAGUUUAUUAAUCUUUACAAAAAGAGUUAUUAAAAGGAUCGACACAAAUCCAAGCAGGUGAUGGAGUAAUUUUACAACUUGCUGCAUUAAUAAUAAUAACAUUAAUAAGAAUAAGAUAAUGUUGCGCUAAUUGAAGAUAACGUAAACAAAAAUGAAACUUAAUGUCUUAGCCUUGCAAAAAAAUGGUAACCGGGCAAAUUUUACUAUCAUAAUCCCGAUGAUGUCACUAUUAACGUUUUUUCGAAUUGGCAUGAUUCUUUUUCUUUAGUUUGCACAUUUUCAAAACAGCAACGAUCGGUCGAGGACGUCGACAAAAAGGAUAAAAUAAUAAAAACCAACUGAAAAGGCCAUGCCAAAGCACGAUUUACACACAAAAUCCAAUGAUGCUGGCAGAGGCAGAAGGCGAAUGUUGUGCCGCUUUUGAAACUCGCGUUUUGGUAUCAGAGUGAAAAACCGCAAAGAGGGAGCAGCAGAAAUAGAGAGGGGUGUUGGAAAAUGUUCUUGUCCCGAACAUGUGACAUCUUUUGCUACAAAAUAAUCGAUUGCAUGCCUAGGGUUUUAGGGGAAUUUUGAUUAGGAUUUAAGUAUCUUUUUUAUCUGGAACUACAUAGCAACUAAACUAAAAAGAAUGUCAAAAGAAAAUAUUUAUCAUCGAGACCACACACUGGCGCAGUUCGUUGCUGACGCUCCUUACGAAAUUGGGAUAACAGGUAUUAACACGUCUUCAAGCUAUAAUUCACCUCCAACGCGGGGAAAUUAUAUGACUGAUUUUAAGUGGACAAAAUACAACCACUGGCACGAUAAUACCCUAAUAGAGCAAGUCCGGUAUUCAACAAUAAAAUUUACCGCAAUUCCUUCGAUUGUGAUAAAAGUGGACAAACGUGUGAAAAGGAAGCCGUUUGAUGAAACUGUCAUAGUUGAUAUGCGUAAUACCUGUUACUCGCAACGAUCCCUUGAAGAGAACGCAAAACAUAAACCCCCGGACAUACAUCCGUAUCCGUUGAUUGAUUGGAAAACUUUAUGAACUUCUACGAUUCUGGUUUGUGCUGCCUAUCGAUCGAAUGACUAAUGAAGGAAAACAAAAUGUCACUUCUAGUAAUAUUAACAUUUUUCAAAGCGUGUUUUUUCAAGUAGCAAUUGUUUUAUCUUCUAUGCUGCACCAUAAACAAAUACGUUCAAGAACCGUCAAACAAUGCAGGUCUUAGUUGUUCAGGAUUAAAGAACAUGACAACAUAAAAUUACCGUGCAAAGAACUAUCUGAAAACACAAGAAAUUGGAGCAAAAAUACUAAAGAGAACCAAUCAGUGUUUCAUGUGGAAGCAUGCGGCGGGUGCGUAUGUGUGUCUUAAUGGUCUGCUGAGAAAAAAUGCCAGCAGAAAAAUAGAGUGAGUUACGAUGUAUUUUACAUGCAUAACAAACAGUAAGAUAUCGCCAAUAAUACAUUUAAUGCGAAAGCGGUGAAAGAACCGAUCCUCUGCUCCAGAACAAGCAGAAGUGUUCUUUCGGCUUUCAGAAAGGUCUCUGGGGAACAGAAACAAGCGAAUAAGGUUUUCACAAAAAGAAACAUAAGAUGCUAGCGCAGCAAGAAUUGCACAACACGAAUAGCAGCAAACGGAAGACGGGGGACAGUUACAAGCGAGAAAGGUUAAACAUGUUACUUUGCUAGGAUGCCAAGAAACAGAAGAAUAGUACGAACUGACGCCGAAUUUGAUGCCGUUCAGCGAAUGAUGGUCGGUUUGGUGACCGUCAAAAAGCUGAGCCCAAAAAUAUUCUACUAGAAAUAACUCACACAUCCCGUUGAUCUCAUUGGGUUUAGAAGAAAAGAACAGCAGCUGACAGGAACAAGGUACUACUUUCCUAAAUUUGAGACUGGAAAGUGGCGUUUGAAAAGGGAAUAUGUGUUUAACUGAAAUGUGUUCCCCAAAGAUUCAGCAAAUUAAAAAAAAACAAUAAGAGGGGAAUGAAGUAUUUAAAGUUGAUGCUGUACUGAAACAAAUGCGUUCAGCAACAACGUAACCUAUCGAAAAAUGAUUGGAAAUAUGGCAUCAACAAAAGAAUUAUACAUCAAAUUGCUGAUCGAAGAUGAAACAACAAAUUUCGCUGGUGAUAUUUUUUGGUGGAGGCAGCAAGCAGAGCAGAAAGAAAGGCGUAGAGAGAAAGUAAUAGAAGGAAAGAAUCCGCUUGCCACCCACUAGCUGGCAAUGAAACGCCAUCAAAGGUCAUUGUCACACGUUUCUUCCGAGGAGGGUAUUAACAUAUUAAAGUAAAUAUAUUUUUGUGAAAACGCUAGAAACGCUGAAUGAACUCGAGAGGCGAGGAAAAAUGUACCAUUGUGAUAUUUUAUAAUUAAAGUUAAAAUGUAAAAAAACAUCUGACACCCAGACAAAGACGACACUCGCGACGGCUCUAGUUAGUGGAGGAUUUCUUCACAGACAAAAGAAAGAAAAGGAAACUCUAUUGGCGGGGAAAAGCAUCCCUUUGGUCUCAAUAUUAAGCAUGAAAAGAAAGAAAGAAAUAGAGGAAGGAAGUCAAAUACUUUUGUUAGAAAGUAAAAUGAAUAACAAACAAGAUCAUGCAACGGCAUACUCUCAAAUAACAAAGCUGACAUCUAAGAUAGAAGCAAACGGUUCGCUAUACGAAAAGAAGGAGCAUUUGCCAAAACAAUAGUAGGAUGUUAUGAAUUCGGCGCUUUAUCCGGUUCAGGACACGAACGAUAUAAGAAAUCCAUGCACGGUAUGGACAAACGUCCAGCAUUGCAAAUGGCACAUAAGGAACAUAUACAAGAAUUCGUUGUUAUAUAAAGUUUGAAGUAUUGUUUCUGCAGAAAAAGGGAAAUCUCUGUAGUAUUCAAUUAUUCACAGACACAUGAAGAAGAGUCAUGUCCUCAGAAAGCCUUUUCUUUCUAUUUCCGAGGUCUCCUCGGAUAAAACAACAAUAGAAUUUAAACGAAUGUGUUCCUGUGAAGCUGAACCCCCAAACCCAGAAAUAUCAGAAAUUUAAAAGAAAAGACCUGCGUAAAAAGUAACAAUCACUAAACGAAACAGGUGUGCGAGAAAACGUUAGAAAAAUUAAUACUUAUUAAAACACAAAAUAGAAAAAAACGUUUCGUUUUCGGAGCUAAAACAAUAACAUUUCAAUAACAACAUUUAAACACACACCAAACAAUUAAAAUGGCGAAACCUUAGGAAAACAGAGCGAAAGCAAAAAAAAAUGAGAGAUAUCGUAGCGAACUGAAACAAAAGGGUUUAAAAUCUUUCCAGAAGGAUAAAAACCAGAAGAAAGCGACACACUUCGUCCACGAUCAUCGUCGGCUUUGAUCGUGGUAGAGUGACCAAGAUGAUAAGGAAAAUGAUCGCUAGCGGUGUUAUCGACAAGAAGAUGCUGUGAAAUUUCAUGCAAACUACUUUUGCGUGUGUCACAUGAGACACGUGUAUCACACCAGUUUAGUUUCUGGAAGCACUUUGUUCCUGUUAUUCGUUAAUUAACCCAUUCACCGUAGUUCGUUUCAUAGCGUGUCCAUCCUUUGCCUUUAGGAUUAGCCAAGAUUCCAACGCAAACAAAGGUGUAUUCCAUUGGCCGUUAUUUAUUUACCAGCCAUUCAAGACUAUUACCAUUUCACUUUUCUAUCACGUCUUCAACAUCUCCAUCUGGAACUAAAUUAUGUUUGUUCCACUACAAUUCACUUAACAUAUAACAGUUAACUUUUUCUAAACAUUUGCCGCGCACAUCCCCCACAUCUUGUUCGAUUACUGUAGGUAGUUCCUGUAUGGCCGAAAAGGAAGCAAAUCGCAACAUUACUCACCAGAAACAGUAGUGCUUUCUUUUAUUGUUUCGUACACCUUUAACGGUUCUGCUAUCUUUCAUUGUGAUUUUACUAGAAAGCAUCGAUUUUGUAUUUCUUUUUAUUUCCUUUGAUUAAUCGUUUCUUCAAAGUAAUCAUAAAAGCGCAUAUAUUAUAUAUAUAAAUAUAUUAAAAGAAACAAAAAAAUACGAAUAAAAGCAAAAACAUUGUGUAAUUCAUUAAU
This is a messenger RNA of Anopheles coustani, 8666 nucleotides long. Its product is annotated as arylsulfatase B. The transcript is spliced from 4 exons. NCBI's taxonomy places the organism in Eukaryota, Metazoa, Arthropoda, Insecta, Diptera, Culicidae. The record is from RefSeq and is a predicted model, not a curated record. The coding region runs from base 1 to 1785 and encodes 594 amino acids.